This is a messenger RNA of Polyodon spathula (Mississippi paddlefish), 4686 nucleotides long. Its product is annotated as guanylate cyclase 2G-like. The record is from RefSeq and is a predicted model, not a curated record. NCBI's taxonomy places the organism in Eukaryota, Metazoa, Chordata, Actinopteri, Acipenseriformes, Polyodontidae. The transcript is spliced from 22 exons. Gene Ontology annotation, molecular function: peptide receptor activity; ATP binding; protein kinase activity. Gene Ontology annotation, cellular component: membrane. The coding region runs from base 1 to 3327 and encodes 1108 amino acids. Gene Ontology annotation, biological process: protein phosphorylation; receptor guanylyl cyclase signaling pathway; cGMP biosynthetic process.
AUGCCUUUUCUAUUGGCCUUGUGCUUCUUUCUGAGAGGCAGUGAAAGCGGGGCAGAGAGGUCUCGCAUCCUGCUGGGCUUCCAAGCUCCCAAGAACAUCUCCUUUCCAUUCAGUGCAAUGAGGCUGGGGGCAGGGAUGCAGAUUGCUAUCGACAAGGUGAAUUCGAAUCCUGCCUUCCUGAAUAACUACACUCUGGACUUUGCAUACUUUGACUGUGACUGUAACGCCAAGACCUCUCUUAGUGGAUUCAUCAGCCAGGUGUGGAACGACAACAUCUCAGCCCUCUUUGGCCCCGCUUGUCCCGAGGUAGCAGAGGUUACAGGUCUCAUGGCUUCCCAAUGGGACAUCCCAAUGUUUAGCUUUGUAGGGCAGACCCCCAAGCUGGACAAUGUUGCUGUUUAUGACACCUAUGUCAAACUGGUGUCGCCCCUUCAAAGAAUCGGGAAGACCCUGCUGAAGGCUCUUCAGCACUUCGGAUGGAAGAAUGUGGCCUUGCUUGGAGGGGGCCCUGCCCAUAGAAUCGGGGACAAAACGGAUGAUCUCUGGAAUUCUGUGCUGAGCCAGCUAAACCCAAACAUCACCAUUUUAGCCAGUGUGAAGUAUGACACCAGUGACCCUGAACUCAACCGUAAGAAUCUGAAGCACAUCUCAACUGCGGCCAGGAUCAUUAUUUUAAUAUGUAAUUAUGAGGAUGCAAGGUCAAUAAUGCUGGAAGCUCAUAACCUCCAGAUUGAGCAUGGGAAUUACGUCUUCUUCAUACUACAGCAGUUUGAGAUCAGUAGCUUCAUGGAUAACCUUUGGAAAUAUUCUGAAAAUUCAGAAGCAGUUCAGACUCCCCUAGCAGCCUUUGAUUCGGUGUUCAUAGUGACAUUAAAGUCCUAUGGAGGAUUUGACUACUCUGGUCUAGUCAAUCAAAUCUACCAGAGACUGAAAGGGCCUCCAUUCUACAGCAAUCUGACUUCAGAGAAAGAGGUGAGUUCUUAUGCUGCCUAUCUCCACGAUGCAGUGCUACUUUAUGCCACAGGGGUGAAGGAGCUGAUAAAGGCAGGCAAGACGUCCUUUACUGGGAGAAAGCUGGUAAACAGCCUGAAAGCUAACCAGGUUCAGCUUUAUGGAGCGACGGGUGUGGUGAGUCUGGAUGAGUCUGGGGAGAGGUUAAUGGAUUAUUCUGUAUAUGACCUGCAGUCCUUUGGAAACAUCUCCAAAUUCGUGCCGGUUCUGCACUAUAACAGCAUGAGGAACAGCAUCAGCCCCACACUGGAAUUCUCAAAUAUCAUUUGGCCAAAUGGCCAGCCUGUUAAAGACAUGCCUGAAUGUGGAUUCAACAAUAACCUCUGUGGAUUACCAAAUAACAAUGCCUCUACAUUGAUCUUAGUGUUAUCACUCCUGGGUGCGACGACUGCAGCAGGAGUAUGUGUUGCACUACUGGUCGUACAUAAAGGCAAACUACGAAAACAAGAUGAUGACAUCUGGUGGAGAGUAAACUAUAAUGAUAUCGAAAUUAUCAAAGACAUAAAGGAAAAUCAGACUAUGAAUGAAUUGUUAUCUACUACACUGUCAGCAAAGGAAAGUGAAAGCUGUGAAUCCCACACAAUAGAAUCCAGCAACAAAAGCCAUGGGAACAAAAUAGGGAAAGAGAUCAUUUAUACAACUAUAGGUCUCUACAAUGGUGCUCAGAUUGCCAUUAAAUACCUUGAUAGGCAAGCAGCUAUUGAUGUGAGAAAGCCAUCAAUAAUUGAAGAGUUUAAAGUUAUGCAUAAACUGAGACAUGAAAAUCUGGUGUAUUUCAUUGGUGCUUGCAUGGAACCACCAAAUAUCUGCAUUCUUACACAGUACUGCAGUAAGGGAAGCUUAAAGGAUGUUUUAAGUAACAAGGAUAUUGAGCUGGAUUGGAUGUUCAAGUUGUCCUUCGCUUAUGACAUCGUCAAUGGAAUGGUGUUUAUUCACAACAGUAAUCUCAGAUCCCAUGGGAAUCUAAAACCGACAACCUGCCUGGUGGACAGUCGACUGCAGGUGAAGCUCACAGGAUUCGGAUUAUGGGAAUUCCGAUAUGGGCCUAAGCACAGAGUCAUUGCUCAAGAAAACCCCAAAUACGACGAACUGUAUUGGACAGCCCCAGAACUAUUAAGACAAGUCUAUCAUACCUUUAAUGGCACACAAAAGGCAGAUGUCUACAGCUUUGCCAUUAUAAUGAGGGAACUGAUCUACGAUGAAGAAACUGGUCCAUACCAUGACUUGCAGAUGGAACCGGAGGAAAUUAUUAACAAAAUAAAGGAUCCCUGUGCAAUGGUUCGAUUGAGACCCUCAUUAUCAGACGACAAAUGCAACGAGAGUAUUGCAGCCAUGCUUAAAACCUGCUGGGAAGAACAUCCUGAACGAAGACCAACAUUUCUAGCAAUCAAACGACAAUUACAAGAAGCAAGUUCUGACAGUCAUGUGUGCAUUGUGAACAACAUGGUGAACAAACUGGAGAAAUAUGCAAAUCACCUGGAGGAGGUGGUAGAGGAAAGAACCAAUCAGCUCACUGCAGAGAAGAAGAAAAUAGACAAGCUGCUCUCCAGCAUGUUGCCCAGUUACAUUGCAGAGGAGCUGAUAGCUGGGAAGUCUGUGGAACCCGAAAGUUUCGAGUCUGUUUCCAUUUUCUUCUCUGACAUAGUGGGGUUCACCAGCAUGUGCUCUAUCAGCUGUCCCCUGGAAGUGGUCAAUCUGCUUAAUGACCUCUACAGUUUAUUUGAUGAAAUAAUUAAGAUCUAUGAUGUCUACAAGGUGGAAACCAUUGGAGAUGCUUACAUGGUAGCCAGUGGACUCCCCAUUCGCAAUGGUAUAAAGCAUGCUGAGGAAGUUGCCACCAUGUCUUUGCACUUCCUUAGUGCGAGCAUGAUGUUUAAAAUAAGACAUUUGCCUGAUGAAAAACUGAAGAUUCGCAUAGGCCUGAACACAGGGUCAGUUGUGGCUGGAGUGGUUGGCAUCACAAUGCCUAGGUACUGCCUGUUUGGAGAUACUGUGAAUGUGGCAUCCAGGAUGGAAAGCAACAGUUUGCCAAUGAAGAUCCAUGUGUCUGAGAGUACUGCGAGUAUUCUUUAUAAGAUUGGCACAUUUCAAUUGGACCUAAGAGGAGAUGUUGAAUUGAAGGGUAAAGGAAACCAAAGGACUUAUUGGUUGAAAAACAAAAAAGGAUUUAAUCUGCCACUACCAGACUCCAGCUCUACUAUUGACUUGCUUGAGGAAACAGCCUUGCACAUGGAUGGGGUUGCGGCAGACGACCAGCAGAAUGCCACCAGGGGAAAGCCAUGGGGAUGCAGCGCUGAGGAGAAAGCGUCAGAAUAAAGACCACGUCUAUACGUCUUCUACCAGGGCCAAGGCAUUAACCAGCUCUAGUGUCUAGGAAGAUAAAUGCCAGCGACCUGCCUCCAACAAAGAAACCUGAUGCCAUCCACCAAACCAGCGAGGGCCGUUUGCUUUGCAGAGAAAAUAUUUUCCCAAUUUCAUAUUCCUCUAGGCUGGUUGCAGCUUUGUAGGCAAUGCUAAAAUGAUGGUGACCCAUGCAUCCUGUGUCUGUUUCAGUUUGGCUUGAGCAUCACCAAAGAUAGGCAUUGUUAGGUAAUUAGGGUUCAACUACCUGCACACCCUUGAUACUGAAUUACAGAUGUUCACUUCUUUUAUGCAGUAAAACUAAAAUCAGCACUUCUUUUAGAUUUCAUUAGGCUUUGUGGCAUUACUAAAGAUAUGAGGUGGAAGCACUGAAGCAUAAAUAUAGCACAACUAAAUAUAUUUUUACUGGAACAUAAAGUCAUUAGCUGUAUCAGUUAUCUGCUUUAUAUUACUAUGUAUGGUACAUCCUGUUCUGAUUACACUCAUAUAAUAUUAAAUUAUAAUACAUGUUAAAAGGUCCUUUAUGACUUUACAAUGCAUAAUGAAACCAAAAGUAAAGCUAGCUGGAGGCAAGGGUGGAAACUAUAUUAGACAGGCAUAACAGGAAAUGGGAACAAUGUCAUUAUUAUUUUAUUUAUUUGUAUCUUAUCAUCCUGUUCAUGCAGUAUUCUGGUUAUAUUACAAGCACCAUGUAUGCAAUAGAAAGUAUGUUUAAACUGAAAUGAAGCGCCAGGUUUGAAGUGUUCAUUUCCUUACAUCAGGCACUGCAUCUGCACAAAAAGUGAAGUAAAUGAGUGAUCAGUGUGCUGGCAAUAACAUUCUCUGGCAAAUAAAGGAAAGAACAUGAUGAGCCCUGCUUGUUUUGACUUAAACAGUCUUUGUCACAGACUUUAAUCACUGCCAUUAUCCACUGAACAUUUCACUUGUUUUACAUUUAAUAUAUAAGUUACAUAAUUUACAUUCUGUGCAAAUCCAUACCAUUGUUACAAAAAUAAAGUCAAAAUAUUGUGCAGUUGAUUAAUUUAAGAGCACUGGCUAUACCAAUAAAAUGAAUACAUAUUUAGGAAGUUGCUUGAAAGCAUUCACAUAUUGCACUAAGAAGAAUCAACGCACAUUCAAAAGGCAAAUACUUUGUGAAUUAACUGUUUUUAAAUUUGCCCAAAUACAUACACAUAUUUUGUAUUUAAGCGAGAUACCAGGCAGAAUAAACACAGUGAUGUUUGACUUUCAGUCUAUUUGCACAUUGACUGAUAUCAUGAUGGAACGGAACACUCAUAGUGUGUUAUCCCACUAAACACACUACAGUAUGAGACA